This is a messenger RNA of Cyclopterus lumpus (lumpfish), 1271 nucleotides long. RefSeq lists its product as uncharacterized. The transcript is spliced from 4 exons. NCBI's taxonomy places the organism in Eukaryota, Metazoa, Chordata, Actinopteri, Perciformes, Cyclopteridae. The record is from RefSeq and is a predicted model, not a curated record. Bases 66 to 1193 code for a protein of 375 amino acids.
AAGAAGUGUCUUUUCCGGUCUCCACCGGAUGUUGUGCGGUUCCUGAGGACCUGAGUGCGUGAAGAAUGGACAAAAUGGAGAACACGUAUAGAAUGACAGACAGAGACAUCAGACUGAUGAUACAGCUUCGUGCCGCUAACGCCGACGUCUUCACCGGACGAAAGAACUCUGCCAUGAGAGGCUGGAGGGCCAUCAGGAAGGAGAUGGGGAUCCAGGGAGCGCUGACCCCCCAGCAACUGAAGAAGAAGUGGGACAACCUGAAAGACAAGUACCGGGCCCUGAAGAACCCUCCGGUGGGCAUGGAGACCCAGACCAACUCGUGGCGCUGGUUCCACCUGAUGGACGAGGCCAUGAGCGGCGCCCGCCCGUCCCUGCUGAGUGAGGACGCCGCCGCCAUCGCGCUCCUCCUUCCUAAAACAGAAGGGGGUUCUCCUGGACCGGGGCCGGGGUCGAGGGCUCUGGGGGGCGUCGGCACGCUCAGCGGGAUCGAGGCCGAGAGCAGAACCGGGUCACCUGUUCAGUUCUCAGCCAUACCAGACAGAGUCCACGUGAGUCCACCCGCCAGGAACGAGAGCCAGACCGCCUUACUGUACGCCGCCCACGUGCCCGACGAGGCGCCCCCGCCCCCCUCCUGCUCCGCCAGGGAGGACGGCGCCGCCUGCAGGAGGCUGGAGGCGCUGCAGAGGGAGUGGAGGGCUCUGGAGGCGGAGCAGGCCGAGUUCGAUGGAGAGCUGAUCGCUCUGGAGCGAGACCGGGAGCUGCUGAGCAGAGACACGGCCGCUCUGGAGAGAGACCGGGUGCUUCUGGAGAGAGACCGGGAGGUUCUGGAUCGAGACCGAGUGGUUCUGGAUCGAGAUCGGGCCUUUCUGGACCGAGACCGGGCGUUCCUGGACCGGGACCGAGUGUUCCUGGAGAGGGCCAGGGAGGAUUUAGAGAGGGAGAGAGCACUGCUGAGAAAAGAGAGGGAGGGGCCGGCGGGGAGGACCACGGAGAAGGAGGUGGUGCUGCAGACCAGGUUCUACCAGAGACUGAUGGACCUGGACCCAGACCAGCUGGAAGGCAGACAGAGACUGGUGGACCUGGACCCAGACCAGCUGGAAGGCAGACAGAGACUGGUGGACCUGGAUCCAGACCAGCUGGAGAGCAGACAGAGACUGGUGGGCUUGUUCCAGAGGCUGGUGGAGAAGCUGUGAGUGGAGGAAGAGAGGAAGAGAGGAAGACAUGAAGAGAGGAAGAGAGGAUGAAGAGAGGAAGACAUGAAGAGAGGAAGA